CCCAUUUCUUUUCAGGCAAUUAUCGAGACAGCACAUCCUGUGCCCGGGUCCUUUUGUAAUAACAACAUGGCAGCCUUCUGCAGGGGAAGACACCGGUGGAAAAGAGCUAAUUGCUUGCAUGUUUUGACAAGAAAUCUGACAGGGAAGUAUGACUAUGACCUGGUGGUUAUUGGUGGUGGUUCAGGAGGCCUUGCUUGUUCCAAAGAAGCGGCACAGGCUGGACAGAAAGUUGCGGUUUUAGAUUAUGUGGAGCCAUCUGUUACAGGUACCAAAUGGGGUCUUGGUGGAACAUGUGUUAAUGUUGGCUGCAUUCCUAAGAAGCUCAUGCAUCAGGCUGCUCUACUUGGCACUGCAAUCAAAGAUGCUGGAAAGUAUGGCUGGCAGAUAUCAGGGCCAGUCCGCCAUGACUGGGUCACCAUGGCAGAGGCUGUGCAAAACCACGUCAGGUCUCUAAACUGGGGUCACAGAGUUCAGCUGCAGGACAAGAAGGUGAAGUAUCUGAACAUGAAAGGAAGCCUGGCGGAUGAACACACUGUUAAAGGACUAACGAAAGCAGGGAAAGAGACCAUUCUCACUGCCCAGAACAUUGUGAUCGCCACAGGGGGACGGCCCAAGUAUCCCACAAACAUCCCUGGAGCAGUGGAGCACGGCAUCACCAGCGACGACAUCUUCUGGCUGAAAAAGUCGCCCGGGAAAACGCUUGUGGUUGGAGCCAGUUAUGUGGCUCUGGAGUGUGCAGGCUUCCUCACUGGCAUUGGCUUGGACACUACAGUGAUGGUUCGCAGCAUCGCCCUCCGGGGGUUUGACCAGCAAAUGGCAGGUCUAGUGACAGACUACAUGGAGGCAUAUGGGACCAAGUUUGCAUGGCAAUGUGUCCCAAAGAGAGUGGACAAACUCUCCUCAGGAGCUCUGCAGGUGACCUGGACAGACACCAACACAGGCAAUGAACACAAGGACACCUACGACUCUGUGUUAUGGGCGGUUGGCCGAGCCCCUGAAACCAAAGCCCUGGGCCUGGACAAGCUUGGUGUGCAACUUAACAAAGAGACGGGGAAAAUACUUGUGGGCGCCGAUGAAUCCACGUCGGUGCCAAACAUCUAUGCUUUCGGAGACGUUGGGGAGGGUCGUCCUGAAUUGACUCCAACAGCAAUUAAAGCGGGAAAGCUACUCGCCCGCAGAAUGGCUGGUCACAGCACUGAGCUCAUGAAAUACGACAGUGUGCCCACCACAGUGUUCACUCCCCUCGAGUACGGCUGUGUGGGUCUCUCUGAGGAGGAGGCCGAGAAGAAGCAUGGAAAAGAUGGAAUAGAGGUCUACCAUGCAUUCUACAAACCCCUAGAAUUCACUGUCGCAGAGCGAGAUGCCAGCCAGUGUUACCUGAAGGUGGUAUGUGAGCGUGGUGGAGAGCAGAAGAUCCUGGGUCUGCACUUCACUGGUCCAAACGCUGGAGAAGUCACACAGGGCUUUGCUUUGGGUUUCCAGUGUGCCGCAACAUAUUCCCACCUGUUGCAGACAGUAGGCAUCCACCCAACCUGUGCUGAGGAGGUGACCAAGGUCAACAUCACAAAGCGCUCUGGCUUGGAUGCUACAGUCACCGGUUGCUGAGGUUAAGCCCCUCGGUCUCUGAACACUACUGAGCACACAGGAAACAAGUUAGCCUGGGUUUGUGCUGCUCUUUCUCCUCAUUCCUCUCCUUCUGUUUGGCCCCAAAAUGGCCCCAGAUUUCCUGUGCAACAGGAUCUCAUCAUGAACCAGUUCUGCUGGUCAUCCCUAGCUGCCCAAGUUAGUGUCACUGACACGUCAUGUGAUAACCAAGACUAUGAUUAUCCCAUGCACGGUGCAGGUUGUGAGUGUAUGCUCUGAAAGCAUGGGUCUACAGGUUAGUGAGAGCUCAGUGUUUUGUUGAAAACUUACGAGAACUGUAGACCAAGCCCUAACAUUUUUCUGAAUAUAUAUUCUGCAAAUAUUGUUGUUUCUCCGGCUGUACUUCCUGUCCAUUAGUCUUUUAGAUGACACAUACCAUACACCCCCACAAACCCUCCCCAUGACACUGAUGGAUAGCUCCUGGGCUGUCGUCACAGCGUCACCGCCCCAUUUCCCAUGGACACACACAAACAGUCGGCGGGCCGCCUGUCAGUCAGCCAGACCUGGGCAAUGGGCACCUUCCCAGUGGGGCCCUAAACAAGCCAUGGGACUACAAACAUGUGGUGUCAAAAGCUGUGUGGAUGCCAUAGCCCAGGCCCAGGGCAACUCUACCCAUUGACAACAGAGCUGGGAGAGCUCUGCUUUAACUGUACUCCUCAGUUUCACCCAAAGGUGGCACUGUUGCCCUCCAAUAAACCCUUUUUUCUGAACCAAGAAUGGAAGGCAGUUUAAACUACCCACUGGAUAAAACAUAAGCCUGAAUACUUUCAGGUUGCACAUUUAAUCCCUUUAAUCCCUAUAAAAGAUAUGUGCUUUUGUAAGACGUCUGAAAGCAGACAGGCUCUGUUGGUGCCAAACUGAUAAGGGUUAUCUGUUGUUGGAUGGCAGGUUAGGCCUAAACAGUCAUCACCCUCAAAGAUAAAGCGUGUUGUUUAUAUCAAUAAAGCAGUAAUAGACCCCCACAGUUUGCCAAAGUUCCCAAAUGUUCAACCUGUUGGCUGUGCUGAACAUCUUGGGUUUAUUAAGUAGAAGAAGAGGGAGGAGGAGGAGGACUGUCAAUAAAGAGGGUUGCUACAGAAAUCGGGGGACCUAUGAGGAGGCUGCUGGAUAUAGUUUAUUUUUAUUUGAAGUCUAAUCUGCCUAGUCUGAUUAAUGAUUUUGUUGAGGGGUGUGACAGUGUGCCAGGAGAUGGGGAGCGGAAAAAGAAAGAGAGAGAGAGAGAGAGAGCGAGAGAGGUACCAGGUUUAUUUGGACCUGGGCCAGAGGAGAGAGAGCUGAGUUUCAGCUCUGGUUAGGGAGGGAAGGGGGAUUCCUGUGUGCUCUGUUCAGGGCCGAGGUGCUGACUGAAGGACCCUGACCUCCGCUCAGCAGGAACAGCUUGACUCUAUCACUCGGAGCACAGAUCGCUCGCAUGCUGCAGCACUGCACGGCAGGGGCCGGGGGGGGGCACAGGGUGGAUGGGCAGGGGACAGACACAGCCAACCAAGCAGCCAACCAACACAAUACUGAGCAUUAGCAGCGUGCUUGCCCAGGGUAAUUGAGUCGGUGUUCCUGUGCUUAACAAGGCACUUCAGAGACCUCAGGGUGGGCCCAAGGCAACGUGAGGGAAGUUAUUGAGGCCAUAAGUGUAACUGUAAUGUCUGUUUGCUUUUUACCUUCUGCUUCCCUCGAGCUUUUUUUCCCUUUACUCUUUCAUAGUAUACACGGUAAGGCUGUUCACACGCACAAAAUCAGAUAUUAGUUAGGAUGAAAUUUUCUUUAAUGACCUGUCUGUCUAAUUUGAAUGAUAAUUGAAUUAAUCUGUCACUCAAGGGCCCAAGACCUGAUCAGUUAGACUCAGCUGUGCCUCACAGGGGGUUGGGGUUCAACUUUCAGGUCAGCCAGCUCAUGAUGACUUGCACUAAAACCCAAAACUGGGGAGUGCAGGCCUGAUGUCACCUGGCUGCCAACUUUAGUAGUUGUAAAUAGAGAAGAGUAAUUUUCCAGUAAAAGCUUUGUUAUACAUAAUUUAUAUGUAAAGUAAUGCAUUGGAAUGCACAGUGUCACCAUUAAAAUAAUGAUGCCUA
Messenger RNA from Scatophagus argus, 3710 nucleotides. RefSeq names its product thioredoxin reductase 2, tandem duplicate 2 (gene txnrd2.2). Gene Ontology annotation, molecular function: flavin adenine dinucleotide binding; glutathione-disulfide reductase (NADPH) activity; thioredoxin-disulfide reductase (NADPH) activity. Gene Ontology annotation, biological process: cell redox homeostasis; glutathione metabolic process; cellular response to oxidative stress. Lineage: Eukaryota; Metazoa; Chordata; Actinopteri; Scatophagidae. The coding region runs from base 67 to 1605 and encodes 512 amino acids. Gene Ontology annotation, cellular component: mitochondrion; cytosol. The transcript is spliced from 17 exons. The record is from RefSeq and is a predicted model, not a curated record.